Linepithema humile (Argentine ant) is the source of this 7037-nucleotide messenger RNA. The record is from RefSeq and is a predicted model, not a curated record. NCBI's taxonomy places the organism in Eukaryota, Metazoa, Arthropoda, Insecta, Hymenoptera, Formicidae.
UAACAAGAAAUGUACAACGAAAUAUUCAACCAGUGUUUCAGAGAAGAAAAAUAACAAUUACAUAAUAAUAGAAUUUUAAGCUAGGCACGAUGCGCUUAAAAGAAACCACAAAGAAUGAUUUAGCACGUCGUUUAUCUUUAUGCAAUUCCCAGAGUUAAAGAUCGUUCUCUUGAAGAUUAAAAUAGUGACAGAAUAUGAAAGAAUUAUAUAUCUGUAAUUUCUCCAUGGUGAUAGUUUAAGCACGUAGCACGUAAAUCGCUAUAAUGUUAUCUCGUCCUGUUUCUAAUGAAUUUUCAUGUCAUCCGCAACACUUAGUACUUCGUUUAGUGCAAUUUAAUGGAUUUAAAUAAUGGGAAAUUGUGAUAGUCGUGAUUCACUUGCGGUAAUCCCGCAACCAAGGAAAAUUAUGCUUGAAAUGCGUCGGCAAUAGAUUUCUCAAUCAAUUUCCACGAUCCCAAUAUUUCUGUUUUUAAUCAAACAUAUUAAAAAAUAAUUAAGAGUAUUCUAGUAUAAAUAAAUUAUUAAUAAUAUUUCAACAGUAAUAUGCAAUUUCUAGGAAACUUUGGCCUGUUCCGCUGAUAUGUACAUAAUUUAUAAAUACAAGUUUAGACACUAUCUUUCAAUAAAUUAUGACUAAACGCGUGAAACAUGUAUGGAGAUGAGUCAUUUGUGGUGAGAAAAGUACAAGUUUCAGAGAUCUUAUCAGUGCGUUACUGAUACUUGAAUACAACGCAAUUCAUUCAUGUAACAGAAAGAGCAUAAUUAUUUAACGGCUUGAUGAAAAAUUCAUACUGUAACAUGUAGAUAGAUAAUAUUAUUCUACUAUCUACAUUAAUAAAUAAUAAUAUAUCGUAAUGGCGAUAUAUUUUUAUUAUGUUACAUGAAUUGAUGCAAUUGUCGCAAUUGCUUCAAUACGGAAAUCACAUAUUUCCUGCUUUAUUCCUUAAAACCUAAUAAUGUUCAUGCAACGCUUGCUGUAUGCGUCAUACGCUUCACACAUGCAUGCUCUCUUGCUCCUAUCAUCCAAACUCUUGACGUGCAGGCUGACCAAUUGUGUGAAAGAAUCAGCUGCAUGCAUAUUUGAGUGAUGCCAGAUUUGAGACGCAACAGCAAGCAUCACUGCUCUAAACUGGUCCGAGGUCUCGCCGGCUCGGGAAAGCAAAAUGUCAAACGUGGGUAAUUUGGAGCAACAGAUAGCGAGUUUGCAGAUCAAUCACGGCGAUGAAGCGGCCAAGGUUAUCAAACCCGGCAAGAAGGUCGGGCCAGCGGUGCCGCCAAAGCCAAAAAAGUCUCAACCUCAGAUACCGCAAAGUUACACCAUAAAGGCUCCGCCUAUGCCAUCGUAUAGCACAGUUCUCAAUAACACGCCAUCGAAUGACAAGACUUCAAAUUUAUACAUGAACACUCCUUCUCCAUAUGUGCCACUGGACAUAAAGAAUGAUUUCUCUCAAAUGGCGUCCACGAACGGCAAGGAAGCAUCAAAGAUUUAUCAGAACGACACCAUGUACGCGUGCCAGUCCGAAGAGAAGUUCGAGCCGAAAUACAGAUACGAUGAGAAGAAUUAUUAUUCCAACAUCGGCAACAUGCCGGCUCCUCAAGUACCCGUGGCGGACGAUCGCGCGAGCCGCGCGACCAGAAACGCGGUGUACAGCAAUAUAGAGCCGCCCGUACCAAUUCCGGUUCCUGCGUACAAAUAUGCGAAUGACUCACAGAAGGAUAUUAUAUACAGCAACAUCCAGUGGAAUCCUAAAACAGAAAACACGUAUUGCAAUGUUCCUCCGGCGCACAGCGCUGACGACUUGCCACCGCCACCGGAGCCCUCGGAGUAUGUCUCUUGCGUACCUGGGAAUUCGUUUCCACCGCCGCCCGAAGAGCUGCCUCCACCGCCGAGUCCGGUCUCGUCGAGUUACAGCGAGCUGAGACGCGCCACUUAUCAGACCGAUUUCCCAUCGGGUAAUUACCCCGCCGACAUUUACGGGCCGAGUUCGCAGUCCAGCUCGACAUACGAAUCCAUAUACGAGCCGAUUAAUCCGAGACCACCGUCGCAAUUGUCGUGUAACUAUUCUAUGUACUCUGGCUACGGGUCGGCCACAUCUACUCAACCGCAGGGCAAAGUGUCUCCCGUUAAAGAAGUCGACGUCCUCACGGAUCUGUUGGUUCAAGGAAUGGCAGAUAGUAACGAAGAUAGCGAUAUAUACGGCAUCUGCGCGCAAUGCGGACGCAAGGUCGAGGGAGAGGGAACUGGAUGUUCGGCGAUGGACAAGGUCUUUCACAUAAAUUGCUUCUGUUGCUUCGUGUGCAAGGUCAAUUUGCAGGGCAAACCUUUCUACUCGCUGGAGGGCAAGCCCUACUGCGAGGAGGACUAUCUUAACACUUUGGAAAAGUGCUGCGUUUGCACGAGACCGAUACUGGACCGAAUAUUGCGUGCUACCGGCAAACCGUAUCAUCCUUCCUGUUUCACCUGCGUCGUUUGCGGACAGAGUCUGGAUGGUAUACCAUUCACCGUGGACGCUACGAAUCAGAUACAUUGCAUUCAGUGUUUCCACAAGAAAUUCGCGCCGCGCUGCUGCGUCUGUAAGCUGCCUAUAAUGCCCGAGCCUGGUCAGGACGAGACCGUGCGAGUAGUCGCGCUAGAUCGUAGCUUCCACAUUCAAUGCUACAAGUGCGAGGAUUGCGGACUGGUUUUGUCUUCCGAUUCGGAGGGACGAGGCUGCUAUCCUCUGGACGAUCACGUACUGUGUAAAAGUUGCAAUGCUACUCGCGUCCAAGCCUUAACGUCUCACAUGACGACUGAAUUAUAAAUUAUACCGACGCGACAAAUCUAUGUAGUUCACGCUGAAAGCUCUGGAACACGAAAGAAAUAUUGAAUAAGUAUUGUUAUAAUCAACUAGCAACAUAAGUACCGUUCGGCAUGAUAUUAUUAGAUCUUUUUAUACAUACAGUUUUUUCCACAUUCCUGUUUGUUACUCGUGGUGUUUCAGGUUCUCGUAUACUUCGAAAGAAUAUUUGAUAACAUCUAUCGUAACAGCGAAGCAUCAGUUUUUUACUACAUCAUAGUUAUUAUAAACUAUGGAAUACUGUCCACGAUUUUAGAUUCUUUUACAAUUUCACAUGAAGAGAAGAAAAACGAUUGUUAAAGACUUUAUAUUCGAUUUAAGGAUAACGGUGUAAGAUUUGAUGCGCUAAAAUUCCGCACUGCCAUAAUCGAAGCAUUUCUAGUAUUUUACGAAUGUAAUAUUGACGAAUUAGAAGUAAUUGUAGAUUUAUUUCAAUGCCCGAAUAAUUUUCCCGCAGAUGUGAUUAUCAUUGUGAUUCUAGUAAAGUAUUCGAUAUACCGUGAAGUAUUUAACGUGUAGUUUGUCGUUGACAGAAAUAGCGCUUCGACUCAUAUAUUUAGAGAUAGAUUCGCAGAUUCGCGGAGUAGCGUUGUACUACGGACAAUAUCGAUAUAUCGGCGAGGAACCGUGCCAUUUCCUUUUUUCCUUCAAUGUAGUUGUUAAAAAAACCGACUCUUUCGUAAGAUUACAAAAAAAAAGAAAGAGAAAGAAAAACAAAAACACUUAAUCGUGCGUCCUAAAUGCGAUGUAAUUAGGCCCCGGAAACUUUCACGCAUGGGUAAAGCAUUACAUCGAGAAGAGACUUGUAUGAUCUCUGUAUUAUAGUAUCAAUAAAAAUACAGUUUGUUAUUUAUGGCCAAGAAAAAAAAAAGAAAGAGUAACAUUUCGUUUCAGCCGACCGUUUCUUGCUUGUCUGGUUAUUUCAUCGCGCGUGCAGAUUUGCAAUCUGCACUUUCGCCUGCACCUAUCGAGUGAACACAAUCUAUGAUCGAGCUUUGCAUGUUUCACUAUUUCAAUGAGACCUGCUGUGUAUCGUUUUACCGUUAUUACUAUUGUGUGAUUGUUGUUAAUAGGUAUACGCGGCGACCCAAGCUAUCGUACUUCCUCUUAGUUACAGAUUUUCUGAGAAAUUCGGAACUGCAAUUUUUCUUCGUUUCAGCAGACGUUCGAUUGAGCGCGCAAUUUCUUUGCAAUAAUUUUCAACAUAUAACAUUAUCUCUUCCUGUCUUGCAAGAACCAUUUGAAAUUAAACGGUAAGUGAGAUCCGUGUGCUUUCCUGACAAUAGAAUCGCUUCGAUAACUUUGAUACUUGGCAUUCUUGCGAUCAAAAACGAUCUCGAAUUCGUGAGACGAACUGUAACCCAGAUGAAGUCCGCGAUUAUGCAACCUGUAUACAUGUGAUGUGCGUACAUAUAUGUAUAUUCACACACAUGUACACACAUCAGAUGCGCAUACAUAUAUGUUAUUAUCGUAUUGUUGUUGUUAUCGUUAUUAUUAUAUAAUUGCAGAAGAAAUUUACAGCAGAUUUGUUAUAUAUCAUCCCUUUACUAAUUUUUCUCUAGCUAUGGUUUCCAUGCACAGAUGUUUGUCUUUUAUUAUUAAUUAUUAUUAACAUUUCGUUUUAGAUACUUGCAUCUCUUUUUUUUUAUGCGUAACAUACUUUUUUUUUAUUACCAUAGAGUACUUAAAUCUUAUAUAACUUUUUGUGAUAUAUAACCUGUAUGCCAUUUUGUGUAUAAUUUAUGUUUAUUAAUACAUAAAUUUGUUUCACCUGCACGCUUCAUGGAUCGUGGAAUGCGUCCCAUUAUGUUUCUUCUCGGAGGAAUGGAUGAAUCGAUUUCUAACAGGGCGGUCAGCAAGUAACAAUAUUCCACGAUGGAUACAUUAUAUACAAACUACCUAUCGGCGAACUACGCGAAUCUGAGAAAUAAUUAUCAUUUGUCAAAUAAACUUGCAUGCGCGUAAACGAGCAUCUCGCCAUUUAUAUUAUCCGCGAUGCGACAAACGUAAUAAAUGUAACAAAUGUAUUAUCAACUAUUUGAUGUAUCCAAUGUGCAAUUAAUCUUACCACGUACAUGCGGGGAGCGUCUCGCGCUUAAUUAAUAAGUGCUAAAUACCUGUAUUAAGUAUAGUCGCAGUUAUUCUUCACGAAGUAACAACGUAACCUCUCUUCGAGAGACGCAAUAACGUUUCGGAUACUUAAUACAGAUUGUCUCGAAAGCCUACAUUCCUCGAUCUCGCUCUCCCCCCGCAUCGAGCAUCGCAGAUGCACGGGAUUUUCAGGACAUUCCACGAUCCGAAAUGCUGCGUAUAAUACAUUCGUAGAUCCUAUACUUUUUUUUGCUACACAUAGCUCUGGUGUCUAUCUCUUAGACUCCUUUUUUUUAUCCUCUUUAGAUUAAAACUAUAAUGUAUUUUUUUUUGUGUAGUAUAUAUAUUAUCCUUUAUAUCUUUUAUUAUAUUCGACCAAAGUUAGCACCAUUCUACGUUAAAUUUAGUACACGGCUCUCUUAAUACUCGUUUAAUCUAACAACAUUCGUUCGAUUUUAUUAGCUUUGUUGUACCAAAGUCAACAUAGAAUUGCACUUUUCUUUUUAACAAUCUAUCGCUCUUGCUUUUUAUAUAGAUACACGUAUAAUAUGUAUAGUAUAUAUAUAUGAAAUAUGCGUGUGUCUGUGUGUGAGUAGAUACACGAGUCACACGUAUGCUUACAUAUAAAUCUGUACUUGCACGCAAUAAAUCACAGCCACCUAUCCAGAUUCGCGCGCGAGCACAAAAUACACACUAAGUAAACGCGUAUUCUCUUUCGCAUUCGCAUCCUAGAUAUCUUCGGUAUAUGUUGCAUCGUCGCAUCCGUUAUAUAUAUAUAUAUAUGUGUGUAUGUAUAUUGUUAUACGAUACGUAUACGUAUACGUGUGUAUGCGUAUAAAUAAAUAUAUACCCAAUGGAUACAUACGCAUAUAUAUAUAUAUAUAUAUUUACAUAUGUAAGAAUGCUUCCUUCGUUCCGCCUAUACGUAGUACUAGGUGCCGAAAUAAGCUGCGCUUUUUCUCUCUCUCUCUCCCUCUCUCUCACCCCCUAUUUUUCCUCUCUCUACUUAUGAUACACAUUCAUUCGACUCACACUCACUUACAAUGUCUCACUCGUUCCUCUUUUUUCCCCUCCUUAAUAUCUUUCUUAUUAAUAUGACAACGCCGGUCAUCGCGCGGACUUUGCUGCUCCAAACGUUCUCGCUCGCACUCUCGCUUUCGCCGGAUCUCUUACAGCAUCACACUCUCACACUUCCGAAUUCGCUGGGUACUGUUGGGCAUAUUAGCAUCACUUAUGCCCAUAAAUCAAUAAAUAAAUAGAGGAACAACAUUCUUCAAACAUCUCUUUUUUUUUUCUUAUAACAACAUUAGAGGCUCUCGGAACGUAACGCAACAAAUGUUCAACAAUACAAUCACGAAAACAAAUAGAAGGCACUCUUGCUUUUUUCAAUAAAUUAAUUUCUUUGUGUUAACAACUCACUCAGAUAUUCUUCCCACGCCUUCGCCUAGGCCUUGUCUUGUCGCGUCCGUGUCUAGCUACGUGCCGGGCACGACGUAUCGGGUGUCGUCCAAAAAAUCCUCCCAGGUAACACACGCGCCGCGACAUUUACAUGACGGCGCCGCAAACCUCAUCUUUGUCUUCCUUUUUCUCUCUCUCUUUCAAAUGGACAAUCAUAGCUACGGUAUGCGAGAUACAAGAUAACAAAUUUAUUUCACAUUUACAGGUAAAAGAAAUUCACCUUCGUAACAAUUAGGUAGAAUAUUAUUUAACCUUUAAUAUUAUAAUAAUUUAAUUAUUGUUAUUUGCUUGGAAGCUCACAGCCGACACAUUUUUUUAAUUCAUUAUUAUUAUUUUUCUCUUCUUUUAAUAUCUUACCUUAUUUUCAUUUGGGUACGGGGCGUUUCAUCUUUUCGUACUUGGGUCACGGUCUUUAUUUUUUUUUUGUGUGUAUUUCUCUCGAUAUUUAACAGCUACAACACGUACAACGUUUAGCGCGGAAAUUUAUCAACGGAAGAAACAACGAAUCCAAGUUAUUAUUGAUCCGCUCUACGCUUUCAAAAGACGCGAUGAAAUGUAUAUUCACGGUUACUCUAACGAGAAAGACAAACUAUAAGUACCGGGUGUGUUUCUCCCCGUGUUUGCUUUUUUACGGGGGUGGAAAAAGAAAAA